Molecule: messenger RNA, 3120 nt
Organism: Phaethon lepturus (White-tailed tropicbird)
Lineage: Eukaryota; Metazoa; Chordata; Aves; Phaethontiformes; Phaethontidae
Gene: SPAG1
Product: sperm associated antigen 1
Exons: 19
Coding region: 1-3120 (1039 amino acids)
Biological process (GO): axonemal dynein complex assembly
Cellular component (GO): cytosol
Molecular function (GO): protein binding
Source: RefSeq, a predicted model, not a curated record
AUGGCGCCUCGGCUCUGGGGAGCUGCCCGCAGGCGGCCGGAGGAGAGGAACGCGUUUGGCUGCGGCGAAGCUGUGGCCCCGUGCGACCGAGGCCGCCUUGUCACCUCAUUGUCUGCGAGCUGCGCUGGGCGCUCGGGGGAGCUCCCUGCUCCUAAUAUUUGCGGGAAUAACGGAAACGGGAGAAAAUGCUGCAGUUUUUUAUGGGUGAUGAUUCAGUACCAUUCCUUUUUUUUUGACCAAGGAACCACUAAAACUUAUCAAAUACCUAUUGGUCACCUGGACUACAAGUUCAUUGAAAAAUGCACAGAUGUUAAACAUCUCGAAAAGAUUCACAGGGUUUUAAGGUCUGGUGAAGAGGGAUGUUAUCCUGAACUUACAUUGUUUUGUGAAAAGCGUAUUGAGCAUUUAGAUCCAAGGAGCAGAGCUCUGAGAAAAGAUAAGCCUGCAGCCACAGCUUCUGACUUCACAGCUGAAGAAUGGGAAACAAUUAAUGGUGAACUGAUGAGCUGGGUGACAGAAAUGAAUGAAGAUUAUAAGAAACCACAGUUCCUGAGAGCAGACACACUGCAUGAAAGACAAGAUAACUUGCCUCCUAUUCGUUUUUCCAGCAGCUGCCUUCCUGCUAAGCAGUUACAAAACAAACAAAGAAACAUGAAAAACAUACCACGGGAUUACAGUGAAUGGGACAAGUUCGAUGUGGAAAAGGAGUGUUCUAAAAUUGAUGAAGGCUGUGAAGAAAAUAACUCAAAACCAAGAUUCUUUAGUAGGCCAAGCCCACCUAUAAUCGAAAAGAAAAUAGACACAGCUGGCAUGACAGAGAAAGAAAAGAUUUUUAUUGCUACUCGUGAAAAAGAAAAGGGCAAUGAAGCCUUUGCCAUUGGGGAUUAUGUGGAAGCAGUGACAUAUUACAGUCGGAGUAUAUCAGUAAUACCCACAGCAGCUGCAUAUAAUAACAGAGCUCAAGCAGAAAUCAAACUUCAGGACUGGGACAGUGCUUUGCAGGACUGUGAGAAGGUACUAGAUAUGGAACCUGGCAAUGUAAAAGCUCUGAUGCGCCGUGCCACUGUACAUAAUCAGCUGCAGAAUUACCAGACAGCUAUAGAGGAUCUGAAUAAAGUAUUAUGUGUUGAACCAGAAAAUGCUAUAGCUAAGAAAAAUUUGCUAGAGAUUGAAAAGAAACUGAAAUGUUUAAAGCCUGUAUUUGAGACUCAAGGCAAAGGAACAAGAAUACUUAUUCAAGAUAUAGAGGAUUCAGAAGGUGAUGAAGAAAGAGGGGAAAAUACAGAAGAACGUGAAAGAAGUGGAGGAGAUAAAAAAAUUGGCGUGCCAGUAAGAGGAGAGGCGGCUGCCGAGGAGGCUGAGAUGGGGAACGCGCACAGAAAGUUUCAUGGCAAAGGAGGUGGUAGUAAGGCGGAGGACGGGGAGACUCAGAAGCAGAAGGAAGCCCCUGAGAGCGCGUUAAAAAAAGGCACAUCAGAGAAACAACUACAGAAGCAUUUGUCAGACCAUGAAGGUGAAAUUAAUGGCUAUUUAUACAGUGAUCAAAAGUGUGAAAGCCCUGAAGUUGAGAAGAUCUCCAGAUCGCAUGAAGCAGGGUCUCAGUCGGCUGAUGGUGGUGGCAGUUCUACUUCACUUCCUCCUACUGCAGCAAAACUAAAAAGUGAAGGAAACGAGUUAUUUAAGAGUGGACAGUUUGGAGAAGCUGUGCUCAAAUACUCGGAAGCAAUUGAGUAUGUCGUCGGUCUGGGAGAACAAAGUCCAGAGGAUUUGAGUAUCUUGUACUCGAACAGAGCAGCGUGUUACCUCAAAGAAGGCAACUGCAGUAACUGCAUUCAGGAUUGUAACAGAGCUCUGGAGCUUCAGCCAUUUUCCCUUAAGCCACUUCUACGACGAGCAAUGGCAAAUGAGUCUAUGGAGCGGUAUCGACAAGCAUACGUUGAUUAUAAAACAGUCCUACAAAUAGACAGCAGCAUCCAAGCAGCAAAUGAUAGUGCUAAUAGAAUAACAAAGACUUUAAUAGAUCAGGAUGGUCCCAGCUGGAGGGAGAAACUGCCACCAAUUCCAGUUGUCCCAGUUGCUGCUCAGCUACACAGGUGGGAUGGAGGAAACUUUACUUCAGAGAAUAAGCCAAGAACUACUACAGAUACCAACAGAGAAGAACAGUUGCAGAUGAAUCGUGAGAAAGCUGAGGAGGAGUUCAAGACACUAAAAAAUGAAGGGAAUGAUUUUGUAAAAAAGGGUAAAUAUGAAGAAGCUGUAAAUAAAUACAGCGAAUGCAUGAAGUUAAAUACCAAGGAAUGUACGAUCUACACUAACAGAGCUCUCUGUUACUUGAAACUGUAUAAAUAUGAAGAGGCUAAGCAGGAUUGUGAUCAUGUUCUUCAGAUAGAAGAUUCUAAUAUUAAAGCUUUUUAUAGAAGAGCACUAGCGUACAAAGGAUUACAGAAUUACGAAGCCAGUGUUGAUGAUUUCAACAGAGUACUUCUAAUAGAUCCAAAUGUUCUUGAAGCAAAAAAGGAGCUAGAGGAGGUAACCCAACUGCUCAACCUUGACAGCGGUGCUGUAGUUGGUGGACAGCAAAAGCAAAGGAAGAAAAUAACCAUACAAGAGGUGACUGAAUCUGAUGAACAGGAAGAGAGAGAGUUUGCUACAUCAGAAGAUGUUGUGACUGAUCAUUUUACUUCUAAGGAAGCAGUUCAAAAGUGUGUGCCACUGCAGACCUCUGAGAAACUGCACAUUUCUGAACCAUCUAAUGCUUAUGACUUUGGUCAGAUUAUAAAUGCAGUGAAUACCAAUAAGGAUAAAGCUGCUUGUGCAGAUCUUUUAACAAUUACUGAUCCAGAAAAAUUGCCAAUGCUGCUAAGUAACAAACUCGAAGGAGAAAUCCUUUUGAUCUUUAUCCAGUCGUUGGAAUAUUAUGUAGUUGGAAAAGAUCCUGGCCUUGUAUAUCAGCACCUUUUCUACUUAAGCAAAGCAGAAAGAUUUAAGGUGGUGCUGGCCCUUCUUAGCAAAACCGAAAAAGAACAGGUUCAGCAACUGUUUGACAUACUUUCAGAAAACCAGAAUCAUCAGUACUCUUUGGAAGAUCUUGAGAGCCUUAAAAAGGUUUAUGAACUUUAA